AUGGGGCUCCUCGCAGUGGUUGAAGGAGCAGAAUGGGGAGGAAGGAAGGGGACGGAAAUGGGCUUCAAGAAAGACCCGGGAAGCUUUUCGAUUCAUUGCGGUGACGAGCUCCAAGGUGAGCCUCUUAUUGACGGCACUCUUAAAAUGCAGGCGGUCCCUAAACAACAAGCUAUUAUUGAGGACCUUGAGGGCGAGAUACUCAUAUUUGACAGGGCCAUGGACGAGGUGGACCCUGCCCAAAGCGCCACCGCCAAGGGCGUUGAUCUCCCCAUGUGCAACCAGCAACCUCCCCGCCGCGGCAGCCAUACUCCACUUCCUCUCUCCCGGAUUUCCUCCUUGCUGACCUCGAACCGUACAUCUUUCCUCUCCGCGCCCCUUACAUCGCUGGCGCUGGACCUCAGCGCCGCCCUCUCCCCCUGCCCAUGCGGCGCACCGCCUCUUCCCCGAACUUCUCCCUGA
Chondrus crispus (carragheen) is the source of this 459-nucleotide messenger RNA. RefSeq lists its product as hypothetical. NCBI's taxonomy places the organism in Eukaryota, Rhodophyta, Florideophyceae, Gigartinales, Gigartinaceae. The coding region runs from base 1 to 459 and encodes 152 amino acids. The transcript has a single exon. The record is from RefSeq and is a predicted model, not a curated record.